AUGCCUUCCGAUCUAGUUGGCAAGACCGUCAGUCCGUUCCUCAAGGAGCAUAUUCCCGGCCUCUACGCACCCUUUGGCAAAGCAUCGAUGCCUCUAUCUCCUCCUCCUACCAAUGAUACAACUGUAGUUCGAAAGAAGGAUCCCAAUAGCAAGUUCUGUUACCGUCACCGACCCGAUUCAAAAUGCCGGCGUGCAGCUGAUGAGUCCAAGAUGGGCUUUAUCCAAAGUGAACUAAACAGUCUAUCUUCCGCCGAUCAGGAGGCCAUCACUCACGUUUGGUCUCUAUUCUCAGCUGCUCCAGCGAAACAUCGUGACUUGAUGCUGCAGGGAAUUAUUACACAAUGCUGCUUCCCGCAACUCUCUACAGUAUCACGCGAAGUCCAGGAGCAGCUCAAGAUUGAUUUCCUUGCUGCACUACCUACCGAACUCUCCUACAAGAUCCUAUCCUACCUCGAUACAGUAUCUCUCUGCAAAGCCGCCCAGGUCAGCCGUCGAUGGCGAAGCCUUGCCGAUGACGAUGUGGUCUGGCAUCGUAUGUGCGAACAACAUAUUGACCGCAAAUGCACAAAGUGCGGUUGGGGCCUGCCCUUGCUCGAAAAGAAAAAACUUCAGGCGUGGAGCCGCCAUCAACAAAACCACCGACAACCGAAUGCCGCCGACGUGGUUGAGAUCGACGACGAGGCUGAGACACAAGUUGGCGAAUCACGAAAGCGCCAGGCCACCGACGAUGAACACGAAGAUUGCGAUCGAUCUUUCAAGCGCUCCAGAGCGAACCCCGGAAGCAAUGGAAGUUUCGAUAAGACCAUCAAAGUGUGGAACUGGCAGACGGGAGAGUGCUUGAAUACACUUCAAUGCCAUAAUGAGGGUGUGCUGUCAAUCCACUACGAUGGCUGUACCGUGGCAUCAGGCUCCAUCGAUAAGACAAUCAAGGUGUCCAGCUUCAAGACCAAAGAAACAUUUUGUCUCCGAGGCCAUACCGACUGGGUUAACCAUGUACGCAUGGACUCACCCUCUCGUGUUGUCUUUUCUGCAUCCGAUGAUCUCUCGGUCAAGCUCUGGGAUAUCGAGACCAGGCAAUGCAUCAAGACAUUCCUUGGUCAUGUUGGCCAGGUCCAGCAAGUUCUUUUGAUGCCUGCAGAUUUUGAGCCCGAUGAGGUGCCCAGCUUGGACAACACCGACACUGUCUCAGUAUCCAGUGGCCGAAGCAACACUCCUCCUGCAGAGCCCUCGGAACAAACUGUGGAUGCCCGAGCGUCAUAUGGCUCGGGUUUCACCUCCGAUCCCGACCGACCCCUUCCCCCACGCUAUAUGCUCACUGGCGGACUUGACAACACUGUUCGCCUGUGGGACACUGUUAAUGGCAAGUGUAUCCGCAGUAUGUUUGGCCACGUGGAGGGCAUUUGGGGCCUUGUUGGUGAUACUCUCCGAGUUGUCACUGGCGCUAAUGACUCCAUGACCAAGAUCUGGGAGCCUCGUUCUGGAAAAUGUGAGCGCAGCUUCACUGGCCACGCUGGUCCCGUCACUUGUGUUGGUCUUAGCGACAGCCGUAUGGCAAGUGGUAGCGAAGAUGGCGAGGUCCGCAUAUACAGCUUUGAGGGCGAGCGUGUUGAAGAACGCGGCACCCCUUCAUGA
Molecule: messenger RNA, 1632 nt
Organism: Fusarium graminearum PH-1
Lineage: Eukaryota; Fungi; Ascomycota; Sordariomycetes; Hypocreales; Nectriaceae
Product: sulfur controller 2
Exons: 3
Coding region: 1-1632 (543 amino acids)
Molecular function (GO): protein binding
Source: RefSeq, a predicted model, not a curated record